Molecule: messenger RNA, 1044 nt
Organism: Culex quinquefasciatus (southern house mosquito)
Lineage: Eukaryota; Metazoa; Arthropoda; Insecta; Diptera; Culicidae
Exons: 2
Coding region: 302-646 (114 amino acids)
Source: RefSeq, a predicted model, not a curated record
CAAACCGUUCUCCGCUUGACUGGUUCAUUCCGCUUCGAAUUCCGCUUCGAAAAUUGUUUCGAAAUUUUCUAAACGGAAUCUCCGGUUGGACUCCGUUUCAAUUCCGUUUGAUCAUUUUGGCACAAGGGCGACACCUGCUGGUGUAAGACGGAACCUCGGUGACAUUUCGCCGCGAUUCGCCGAAGCGGUUUUUCUUUGAGUGUAUUUGUGAGGCGGCUUUCUAAGAAACGUCAAACAUGUUUGAUCUUGAACUUUCCGCAAAAGUCGUUGUGGGAGCUAAUUUCAAAGUUUUCGCGACGUGAUGGAAAAUGGCGUAUCCUCCUCCUCCCAAGAUCCAGUUCCCCGGCCAAACUUAGCAGCAGCAGCAGUUCCGGCCAACGAGGGCGCAAGAUGGCAACAGCCAAUCAGAGGCGGCUUCCUGGAUGCCGGAAAGUUGAUUGAGAUGUACCUCGAAAAAACCUGGUUCAGAACAAGGAGUUCUUGGAGAAGCAGGAAGCGUCCUGCAUCGAAGUUGCAAUUGCCGAGCUCAAGAACGACGAUAAGGUACAGGAACGUCCGUGCCAGCUGCCAUCAACGAGACGAGCUGCCGAUUUCACUCUACAAGGGACAAGAUACUUGCGAGCCGGUUCAAAAUAUGUCUUCGUGAUCAGCGACAAGGGCACGCUCCCGAUCGUGGACACUCCGCCCACGCGAGGCUUGCCAGGAAGUGUACCCACCGCACAUUAAGGUCGAGGUCCUGAAGACUUCCCGCUUUGAUCUGGCCAACCUACUGGAGCUGCUCGGCGAUGGUGAUGGCAAGAGAUCACAAGUGUCAACCGGUGCGCCAAGAAUGACGUCGUUGUGAACCGCCUCGAGAGGAACAAAAAAAAAUCUGUGCAAUAUGUUAACUCUGCUAAACAAAAAAAAUAAAGCGGGCUCGGGGUUGGGAUGCGUUUUAAUGAACGAUUAGUUAAAGGGACAAUAAAAAAUGUAAAAUCAUAAAAAAGUUUAAUCUAUUUCUAUGGUCGAAUCCCAAUUUAAAGUGGAUUCAACAAAAACAAAAAA